AUAAAGAAGCUGAAGGAAAAGAGGGAGAGGAGUUUCUCUUUCCGUCCUCGUUUCCUUUCCUUCACGUCCUCCUCCUCUCACACCCCCUCCUCAUGUCUAUUCUGUUUUAAUGGCGAUGAAGAAGCCAUUGAAUUCCUCAAGAGAGCUUCCCUUCUGCAUUAAUACCACUCACUUCUCCAAAUCCUCCCCUGCAAUUCCCUGCCUUUGGUGUACUUGUUCAUAGAGAUUAGGUUACAAAUACUGAAUGAAGCAUUCAAGGAUAGUUCUUUAAACUUGGUGAAAGGCUAAUUAGAUAGAGGAAAUACAGAAUUUUGUAGAGAGCUAAUAAAAUCGGUCAAGAAGAAGAUGUCCUCCGGAAGCAAGGCCGACAGCAAGGCCACUAUCGAUGUGGCUGCAUGGAUGUUCAAUGUGGUCACCUCUGUCGGAAUAAUCCUCGUCAAUAAAGCCCUCAUGGCCACUUACGGCUUUACUUUCGCAACGACAUUGACGGGUCUGCACUUUGCUACCACAACAUUGUUAACUAUCGUUUUUCGAUGGAUGGGAUAUAUUCAGUCAUCUCACUUGCCACUUGAUGAGCUCUUCAAAUUUGUUUUGUUUGCAAACUUCUCUAUUGUUGGAAUGAAUGUCAGCUUGAUGUGGAACUCUGUUGGAUUUUACCAGAUUGCAAAGCUAAGUAUGAUCCCAGUGUCUUGUUUUCUGGAAGUUGUAUUGGACAAAGUGAGAUAUUCAAGGGAUACAAAGCUCAGCAUAGGGCUCGUUCUCCUUGGAGUUGGAGUCUGCACAGUCACUGAUGUAAGCGUCAACUUCAAGGGUUUCCUAGCCGCCUUUAUCGCAGUUUGGAGCACUGCUCUGCAGCAAUACUACGUACAUUAUCUACAGAGGAAGUACUCUAUGGGAUCAUUCAACUUGCUAGGGCACACAGCUCCUGUACAGGCGACCUCUCUUCUCAUAGUUGGCCCAUUUCUCGACUAUUGGUUGACUGAUCAGAGAGUCGAUGCCUAUCACUAUACUUUGAUCUCUGUGGCAUUCAUUCUCCUCUCCUGCACAAUCGCUGUUGGGACGAACCUGAGCCAAUUCAUAUGCAUUGGACGGUUCACCGCAGUCUCAUUCCAGGUGAUCGGUCACAUGAAAACAAUCCUUGUCCUGAUCCUGGGAUUCCUCUUCUUCGGCAAGGAAGGUCUCAACCUCCAGGUCGUCCUAGGGAUGUUGGUAGCCGUAGCAGGAAUGGUCUGGUACGGGAAUGCCUCCUCCAAGCCUGGGGGAAAAGAGCGCCUCAGCUACUCUCCUACUUCCAAAUUAGGAGAGAAACACGACGGGUUGUUAGAAUCAACUGAUUCCGAAGAAAAGGUCUAGAAUUUGAAAACUGCAAAAGGAAAAGAAAACUUAGAAAUAAGAGAAUAAUUAUUUACACUCACUGCAUACGGCUUUUCUUUUUUACAUAAUCCUCGAGUCAUCGUACCUUUACUGAUCUUUUCUUUGUUUAAAUUUUAUUCGGGGGAGCGGGAGGACGAGUCCUUUGGAAGCCCCCCAUGUAAAAGAGGCCCGUAAUUCUACAGUAAUUUAUUCAGAAUGUCGGAAUUACACUGUUAUGCCUUCACUUUU
Molecule: messenger RNA, 1602 nt
Organism: Punica granatum (pomegranate)
Lineage: Eukaryota; Viridiplantae; Streptophyta; Magnoliopsida; Myrtales; Lythraceae
Source: RefSeq, a predicted model, not a curated record